This is a messenger RNA of Rhincodon typus (whale shark), 2969 nucleotides long. It is a transcript of the gene prr16, whose product is annotated as proline rich 16. Gene Ontology annotation, biological process: positive regulation of translation; positive regulation of cell size. The record is from RefSeq and is a predicted model, not a curated record. The coding region runs from base 289 to 1140 and encodes 283 amino acids. The transcript is spliced from 4 exons. Lineage: Eukaryota; Metazoa; Chordata; Chondrichthyes; Orectolobiformes; Rhincodontidae.
AACCGAAUUGCUGCCUGCGAUCAGUGAAAGCACUAAUCUCUCUUUCGUAAAACGCUUAAGCAUAGGCUGCUCCAAGAUGCUGGAAGCGGAUGGUGGAGUCGAGUGCGAUUGAACGGGAGGCGUGCUGGCGAGAUUUCCGCAGUCCUUGGGAGCCCGCAGUUACACAGAGUUGAUGGCAAACGGCGCGGAGACCGAGUCAGAGGCGGCCAGGAAGCAACAAGAUCAUGGGGAAGAGCGCCUCGGCUUUCACCUCCUGAUCCUCUGUGCCCCUCUGCCCCAACUCAAAUAAUGUCAGCGAGCUCGAAACAGCCGGAGGGCGCAGCCUGCAAGGCAAAGGUAAAAGAGCAGAUCAAGACUAUAGUAGACGAUUUGGAAUUAGUCCUGGGCGAUUUAAAGGACGUGGCUAAAGAACUUAAAGAGGUAGUUGACCAAAUAGACCAUCUUACCAGUGACCUACAGCUGGAGGAGGAAAUGACUGACAGCUCCAAGACAGAUACUAUAAAUAGCACCUCAAGUAGUACAACUGCUUCCAGUCUGGAUAAGGUCAAAGUGCACUCAGUUAGAUCAAUUUGCAAGACAACGGUGACUUCAUCAGCUAUCUUAACAGUGCUAAAGAGGGCCAACCCCCCACCUCCACCUCCACGAUUGACACCUGUUCGAUGUGAGGACCCCCACCGACAAUCUUAUUGUGCUAACACUUUGAAGACCAAUGGGGCCUUGCUUUGCAAUUGUGCAUUCUUGUGUAAGACAGAUAAAGUGCCAAAUGGAGAUGUGUGUUGUCUCUCUGGUAACAAUCCAGAAAAAAUGCGUAAACAGCCACUGGUGCCCAGAGUUGAUAAAGAUAAAUGUCCACAGGUAACACGGGAAAGAGUUCGAUUUAAUGAGGAAGUUCAGUACCAUGGCUACUGUCUGGAUUGUAAUGUUCAAUAUGACAUGAGAAACAGAGAUGUGCAUUUGCAUGGUGAAUUGAGCAAUGCUAAAGGAAAAUCACCUCACCAGUGUGCUCCCCUUGAAAAUGGAGGAUCGGGCAGUGACUUUAGCCAUAAUUUUCCAAUCAUGAAAGGCAAAAUCACACCUCCACAGACUGCUCCAAAACCUCAAAAAACUAUUCUGAGGAAGUCUACAACCACCACAGUUUGAGUAAGGAUGUUAUAAAACUAUUUUGUACCCUAAUGAAUUGAGCACUUUCUACUCAAGCAAUAAAGAGCCAAAAUGCAUUAUACCCAGUGUUCUCCAGUGAUGUGACACAGAAGAAAUCAUGCUCCUUAAGACUGGAAGGAAAAAUUCACAUUUCGAAGAUACAUCAGCUAUUUUUGGAUUGGUCAGUGCUGCACUGUGACUUCAGCAAAUAAGGCUCCCAAACUACGACAAACAAAACAAAGGAGUUGACCCUAUGGAUUCACAGCAUCAUUAAUGUCAGUGAGACCUGGACCGGAUCUUUUCCAGCAGUCUCUAUAACAGGCAAAAGUUUAACCUGAGCAAUUGUUCCAGUCUGCAGUUCAAUUUGCUUCUAAAUCGCAGUGAAAGCCUGAAGUAAAUCUCCGACUUUUGUUUACUCCCUGUUUUUCUUCACUCCUGAAAUAUUUAUGUGAAGCAAUGCUUAAAGAGAUCAGCCUUCAUAUAAUCAGUCGUGAAAGCUUUAUUCUUGCAAUUUGUCAUAAAACUAAUCCAGUGUUCUCUUCCCUACAUAAAAAAUAAAGUAAAAUAAAAUCACUAACACGUGUGAGAAAUUAAAUGAAAUCCUACAAGGGGAAGAUGAUAAAUUUCUUGUGCCACGUGGAACCAAGGAUAUGUUUACAUGUCAGUGAAAUGAAUUCUACAUGUUGAGAACCAUUGAGAAGUGGCAGAAGCUUUUACUGUUCACAGGGAAAAGUAAUGUCUCCUGUUCUGUGCUCAUUCUUUAAGCCAUAGCAAAUGAAAGCAUCAAAUGCUGAUGGCGAUUGUGGCAUUCCUUCCCUUGUCAUCAUAUCAGGUGAUAAUUCCAGGACACAAAGCUAUUGCCGAUGCUCAGAAACUGCAUCUCAGUGCUCUUCUAAUAUUUGCACUGUCACUUUCAUUCAGGGUAAUGAUGUGUGGAGUUACUUGCACAGAUGGCCUCUUGAGAUCUGCAACAAGGAUGCAGAAUCUGGCUGGGCUUUACCAACUAAAGAAUAUGAUUUGCACUUCUCUUCAAUUCCAGUGGGUGGAAUCUAUAUAAAAAAUUAAAUUGUCUUUCAUUUCCUUUCCAACCUUAUGAAAUGAAGUCUCAUAGCUGCACAGUGGACAAUAGAACAAAUGUUAUCUCCCCUCACAUUAUAAAUCAGAUUUUAUAUAAUACAUGAAACAUUGGACAAUAAAGGAGAACAAUUCAUACAGGACUUGACAGACAUUGACUAUGCUGUGGAUUUAAAAACAAUGCAUUAAUUUGUCACAAUAAUAUGAAAUGCAUUUGUUAUGUUAAAUGGGAUCUGCAGGAUUUAUAAAUUUAAUGGAACUUGGAUUCAGAAAGAAUGCACAGAUAUUGACAAGUAAAGCACUUUAGUUACAUUUUUAAGUUUUGUAUUUUUAUAAGUCACCAUUAUCAACCCUUGUUUGGCUGUCAUUUGAAGACUUCAAUGUUACUCAUCAUGCUUAUGUUUGUAUGUUAUUAUUUGCAAGCAGGUGAAAUUUUUUUGUUUUACUUUUAAACAAAUAAAACCUAAGAAAGUAAUGUAUAGAUUUUAAAUAGAAGGCUUCAAGAUAUAUUUCUUCUACUCAUGGAAAAUGCAAACAAUGUAUUUUGUAAUUUUAGAGUUUUAAAAUUGAAAGAGGUUAUUUUAUUAUUAAAGGCCUGGUAUAUGAUAUUAGUUAGACAGCAAGUAACAGAAAGAAAACUUUUCAUAUUCUUACCUAAAUCAAAACUGCUUGUCGUAAAAAAGCAACAGGAAAAAAAAAGUUUAAAAAAAAUCAAUUCUUCAUGUAAAUGUUCAGAUUCACAGUUCUCUCUAGGU